CAAAAUCACUAAGUGUCAAAUGUAACUCAACUCCGACUCUUCCAAUGGCGACCAUAGCUAGUCUGCUGGCUUCAACCCGAAACCCAUUCCCCUGCUUCCGCCAACCACUGUAUCCAGGAAGCCGCUCCCUCGUAUUCCGCCGCUACCUAGAGCCCUGCGGAAGACGAACUCCUACCGUUCCUAGAUUCAUUCGAGCUUGCCAACCUUCAGAAAAGGUAGGUGGUGAUGGAGGAGGGGUCUCAGCUUCUGCUAAAAGUUACCAUUUUGGGAAUGAGUUGCUGAGUUUUGCUUCAGAUAAUUUCUUGCCUCUAGCUCUUGUUACUGGUGUGGGAAUGGGUUUUGCAAACCCAUCUCUUGGCUGUCUUGCAGACAAAUACUCUCUUUCAAAGUUCAGCACAUGUGGGAUCUUUAUUAUCUCAGGGUUGACUUUACGUACUGAAGCAAUUGGUGCUGCUGUGAAAGGAUGGCCUCUUGGUAUCUUCGGUCUAGCCUCUAUUUUGUUGCUCACUCCAUCCUUCUCAAGGCUAGUUAUGCUAUUCCAACUCCAACCUCAGGAGCUUGUUACAGGGCUAGGUAUAUUUUGCUGUAUGCCAACCACCUUAUCAAGUGGUGUUGCCCUCACUCACCUUGCUGGGGGAAACUCUGCUCUUGCUCUGGCGGUCACUGUGGCAUCCAACUUGUUAGGCAUUUUAACUAUUCCGUUUUGGGUAUCAAGAUACAUAGCCGGAGGAGUAGGGGUCUCGUUUCCCACUGACCAACUAUUCAGAAGUCUUAUAGUUACUCUGUUAAUCCCUUUGAUCAUUGGCAAGGUUAUUCGGGAAACAUUCAAAGGUUUCGCAAACUUUGUUGACAACAACCGUAAACUGUUUUCGAGAAUGAACGCAAUCUGCCUCAGUUUGGUGCCAUGGGUCCAAGUUAGCAGGUCAAGAUCACUGCUAUUAUCCGUUGAGCCUAAGGUUUUUCUUGCCGCCAUUGGCAUUGGAAUAUUGCUUCAUCUCUCUUUACUAGCAUUCAAUGCUCUUUCAAUCCGGAUCCUCUCAGGUCUUUCAGGUGAUUAUAAUAGUAAGAACUCCAAAGGAAAUGGCACAGCAGUUUUGCUCGUUGCAAGCCAGAAAACAUUACCGGUAAUGGUGGCGGUGGUGGAGCAGUUGCGUGGCGCAUUUGGUGAACCAGGGCUUUUGGUUCUUCCUUGCGUAGCUGCACACUUAAACCAGAUCAUGAUUGAUUCAAUUCUUGUCAACGUAUGGCUCCGGAAGAGUAAUGCAUCUUCCACUGAUGUAAAGACAGCUUAAGAAAGGGUGAGAUAGAAGGUAUGAAACCAAUGUUGUGUUGAAGAUCAUGGAAGAGUUUUGUUUCAGACUGAGUCCUAUUGUUUGCAGAUUCAUUUGUAUAAAUUUUCUGAAACGUUGUAAAAAAUAGUGUAUUGACUAAUCAAAACCGUUGGUGAUUAAAAUGUUAA
Molecule: messenger RNA, 1459 nt
Organism: Brassica oleracea var. oleracea
Lineage: Eukaryota; Viridiplantae; Streptophyta; Magnoliopsida; Brassicales; Brassicaceae
Product: probable sodium/metabolite cotransporter BASS4, chloroplastic
Exons: 15
Coding region: 45-1292 (415 amino acids)
Cellular component (GO): chloroplast envelope
Source: RefSeq, a predicted model, not a curated record